GUCUCCACAAAUCCUUGCGGUGAGCCAGAGACUCCGACUUGCAAUUGGCAGCCGCGGCAGCUUCACCUGCUUCACCUGAACCAAAUGACAUCACCGGGUCCCCACCGCUGCUUCACACCUCGCAACUCGCAACACCCUCUUCCUGCAACUUCCUGCAACGUCAACACCAAAUUGUUUACCAAGAACUGUCCGCCCAUCAUCGUCGCACAUGUUCCCUUCUAAGGCGGACAGAAGAUGAAGCCUUCAAAUGCCCACAGCCAUCCGGCGGAGGCAAUACGACUUCUCUUUCCUUCGUCUCACCUCCUCACAACAGUCCCUCCCGUUGCUUCCUCUCGGCUCUACUACGGCCCGUCUCCACCAUAAUCUCGAAGCACACUGAGGUGCUCACAGGGACAGGUCACGUACCUAGGUACCUAUAUACACAGUACACACGCCCACGCCGUCCUCUCCUCUUAUCGUGGCAUAUCCUGCCCCUCGUCUAGCGAUAAACAAGCGCCAUGCUCAAGAAAUGGCUGCCAAAGAAGACUGCACAAAACUCACCGAGCACCACCGCAUCCGACGGCACCGUCAAUGAGAAAAAUCGAGCAAACACUAGGAAAUGGACUCUUGGGAUACUCUCCGAUCCUCAGACUGACGAGGUUCCCGGCUCUGUCAUCAUCCUCUCACGAACGUACAAGCGUAACGAGCCGCUGGGCUUACAGCAUGCACAUGCCCGGAAUUCGUCUUCCUCCUUGCCAUCUCCAUUGAGUACGCCCACAAGGAGCCGCUCAAGGAGCUCCCGUCGUUCCCGUCGUUCAUCCCGAGCCAGAGAAGCCGAAAAGAAGUCGAAGGAUGGAAAGUUCGUAUUGGUUCCUCAGCCUGACGACUCGGCCAAUGAUCCCCUAAAUUGGCCGACGGUACGUCGCGAUGCUGCGUUGCUCUCUCUGGGCCUAUACUGUAUGAUCGGAGGUGGUAUGACUCCCAUACUGGCAGCUGGAUUCAACAAUGUAGCGGACACAUAUAAUGUAUCGGUCCCUAAAGUUGCCUUGACUACGGGCCUUUACAUGCUUGGUCUCGGUCUAGGGAGUGUAAUAACAUCACCCACUGCCAUCUUGUGGGGCAAGAGACCCGUCUACUUGACAGCCAUUAUUAUUUUCGCCCUCACCGCUGUUUGGUGUGCCGCCUCUCCGACUUAUGUGUCUCUCCUCAUCGCGCGAAUAGUGCAAGGGAUUGCGGUCAGUCCUGUGGAGUGCCUACCGAGCGCCACGAUUGCAGAGAUAUUCUUCCUCCAUGAGCGAGCGUACCGUCUCGGAAUCUACACUCUUCUACUGCUCGGAGGCAAGAAUCUCAUUCCCCUCGUUAGUGCCGCGAUCAUCGAGUCCCUUGGGUGGAGAUGGGUCUUCUGGAUUGUUGCAAUAGUUGUAGGAUCCUGCUUCUUCCUGAUCUUCUUUUUCGUGCCGGAAACCUUUUGGGACAGAACUCCACGACCACGAGAGCGCAGACCAGCACGGAAAAGGAGUCAGAGUCCCGGACAACACCAUCACCAUCAUAACUGGCACAUUCCGAAGUUUGGAAAACCCCCCGUGGCCCCCAUCCCACUACCGGGAACGGGAGAAGCCGUUUCUUCUGGACAACAAUCAACCUUACAACAUGGCUCCGGGUCCAUACAGCGUCCUCCUCGCAGUGCCAGGGUAGGCUUCGCAGACGAUGCAGGCGAUCAUGAUACUGCACAGGCCAGGUCGACCCCAACGGGUACCAAUGUGCAAGAUCACAUCCAUGCACCCAGCGAUCAUCACCAGACUCAAGUCGGACCCUCGGACCAAGAAGGUUCGGACACAGGGUUUCCUUUCCCUACGUCAAAUGAAGCGGACAAUAACAUUCCCAAUGUUGAACAACAACGCGCCAGUCUGCCCUAUAAUAGCUCACACGAUACCAUUGCACUGAAUGAAGAAACAGAUGAAAACGGUCUAUGCCAUUAUUAUACCAGCUUUUACCGAGAGGCGCCGCCAAAGUCCUAUGUCCAGUCUUUAAACCCCUGGAACGGCCGUCUUGUAGAUGAUAAAUGGGUCAAGGUCAUGUUCCGCCCCUUCAUCCUAUUCGCCUACCCGGCAGUUCUAUGGUCGUCGAUGGUGUAUGCCCUCGCCGUCGGCUGGUUAAUUGUUCUCUCUGAGUCGGUCUCCCAUAUCUACAAAGAUCGAGAAUCAUACAACUUCACUUCGUUACAGGUUGGAUUGGUGUAUAUAUCUCCUUUUGUUGGUGGAGUCCUUGGAACAGCGGUGGCAGGGAAGAUUUCCGACAUCAUCGUGCGGUUCAUGGCCCGUAGGAAUGACGGAGUGUACGAACCCGAAUUCCGGUUGACCAUGGCCAUUCCCAUCACUUUGAGCACAACGAUAGGUCUCAUGGGUUUUGGAUGGAGUGCCCAGGAGAAAGACUCUUGGAUUGUACCAACGGUCUUCUUCGGCGUCAUCAGCUUCGGUUGCUGUCUGGCUUCCACUACAGCAGUGACUUUUGUGGUGGACUCAUACCGUGUGUAUGCCGGCGAAGCCCUGGUGACGCUGAAUUUCUGCAAGAAUAUUCUACACGGGUUCAUCUUCUCACUAUUCUUCCCACAUUGGCUUGAAGCUGAUGGAGCGAAGAGUGUGUUUCUUGCUGUAGGUGGUAUUCAAUUGGGGUGUAUGCUCUUAUCGAUUCCGAUGUAUAUUUUCGGCAAGCGGGCGCGCAUGUGGACAGUGAGGAAAAACUUGAUGGAAAAGUUUUAGACGAAGAGCAUGACGAUGAAUGCAAAAUUUGCUACACAUGUAUAUAUUUAUGAACUGCAACUAAUCGUACGUUGCAUAGACACGACCGCAAUGAAAGAAUAGAAGAAUUAGAUAUGACUUUACUUGGA
Molecule: messenger RNA, 2866 nt
Organism: Aaosphaeria arxii CBS 175.79
Lineage: Eukaryota; Fungi; Ascomycota; Dothideomycetes; Pleosporales
Product: MFS general substrate transporter
Exons: 5
Coding region: 498-2738 (746 amino acids)
Biological process (GO): transmembrane transport
Molecular function (GO): transmembrane transporter activity
Source: RefSeq, a predicted model, not a curated record